This is a messenger RNA of Cuscuta europaea, 407 nucleotides long. NCBI's taxonomy places the organism in Eukaryota, Viridiplantae, Streptophyta, Magnoliopsida, Solanales, Convolvulaceae. The record is from the annotation of a GenBank genome assembly.
CUAAAAUUGUUGAAUCAACAGAGAGGUCCUCAUGGCGGUUCAACAAGUGGUAGACGGUAUAUAAAUCGUGAUAGGAAAGAACGUCAUGAUCUAAUUGUCAACGAUUAUUUCAAUGGUGAGAACUCAAAGUAUACACCUGAGAAAUUUCAUCGACGAUUUCGGAUGGACAUCGAAUUAUUCCAACGUAUUUUGAGAGCAAUUAAGGCCUAUGAUAAUUAUUUUACACAAAAGGUUAAUGCGGUCGGAAAAGCCGGGUUGAGCCCUUUACAAAAAAUCAUAGCUUCAAUACGUAUGUUAGCAUAUGGUUGUGCAGCGGAUAUUCUUGACGAGUAUGUCCAAAUUGGACAGAGCACGACAAUUGAGAGCUUGAAACGAUUCUGCGAUGCUAUAAUUGAUAUUUUUGAAAA